Aphidius gifuensis is the source of this 1637-nucleotide messenger RNA. RefSeq names its product probable serine/threonine-protein kinase mps1. The transcript has 5 exons. Lineage: Eukaryota; Metazoa; Arthropoda; Insecta; Hymenoptera; Braconidae. Bases 52 to 1008 code for a protein of 318 amino acids. The record is from RefSeq and is a predicted model, not a curated record.
AAUAGUUGAAAAUUAUGUUUGUUAAUUUUAGUUGGAUUUAAUUUUUUAAUAAUGUUUAAAGUAAAUGUGCUUAUUCUAUUUGUUACUGCACUAUUUUGUGCAUUGACAAUUUCACAAGUUGAAGGAACAGUAAAAUAUGUUCAUCCAAGUCGUCGAAAUGCAAAUGCAAAUUCAAACACAAAUACUAAUUCAAAUACAAAUUCAAAUCGUAAUAAAAAUAGACGAAAUGCUAAUGACGGCAUUAGCAAUGAUACAUUAUUAUCACCUGAAUCAUCAUGUGUUGAAGAAAAAACUGUUGCUGCAGCAAUGGCAGCAGCAGAAGCAACAAAAACAAUAGCAACAGCAUUGCUUCAAGAUUUGAGUGAAACAACUGGUGAUGCUGUUGCUGUGGCAGUAUUAAGAAUAUUAUCAGAUAAAAAAAGACGACCAUCAAGAAGAAGUAUUAAAGCUGCAGCUCGUGGUGCUGUUAUUACUGCAGCAACUCGAAGAAAUUCAAAUAUUAAUAGUAAUACAAAUAUUAAUACAAAUUUCAAUUCAAUUGGUAAAAAACAACCACAACCACAACAACUACAACAACAACAACUAAGAAAACCAAAACGUAUGGGUAGACCAACGGCAACUGGAUAUAUAUAUCAACGUCCAAAUGAAGCACUAAUUCUAGGCCCAAUAUCGUAUGGAAAAUUAAAAGGAUAUGUAAAUAAAUUAGAUCUUGGAUCUUUAAAUGCAGAAAGUGAUUAUUUUGGAAUGCCAAUGGAAGGCACUGGUGGCUUUGAUCAUCAAGGUGAUAUCUAUUAUGAUAGUCUAGAGGAUGAAGAUGAUGAUGAAGAUGAAGAUGAAGAUGCUGAUGAUAAUGAUAAAAAUGAUGAUAGUUCGAAUAAGGAAAAAGAUGAGGCUGUUGAUGCUUCUCCUGAGGAUAAACAUCCAACUCGAGUGAAAAAUAAAAAUAUCAACAUCAAUACAAAUUUCAAUAGCAGAAGAGGUGUUUAUACUCCUGGUCGUUUAUACUAAUCGAAUGUUAUAUUUAAAAAAAUAAAAUAUAUAAAUAAAUAAUCUGAGCUAAAUUUCGAUGUAAUGAACAGAAAAAAAUAAAUAUUAUUCGAAAAUAUUUAUAUGGAAGUUUAAUUAUUACUAUUGCCUAUUUAGCAAAAAAUUAAAAAUUUAUUAAUGAGUAAUUUGAUAAUGAAAAAAGUAAUUAAUUUGUCCAAUGAAUUUAGAAAUUGUUUUUUUUUUUUUUUUUAAAUAAAUUAGAAUUUUUUAAUUUUUAAUUAUUAUUCUGUCAAUAAUUAUACGGAAAAUUUCUUAUCAAGGAUUAUAGUGUUUCGAUGAAAAUGUUGAUUGACAAGCUGAAUAUUGAAAAUUGUAUGGAAAUCAUAGUUAAAUGAUUAAAAUACAUUUGCGAAUAAUAUAAAAGCAUUGUGGUAAGAUGAAAAUUAUUCACAACGUUAGAAAAAAAAAAAAAAAAAACUAUUUAACUUGUUAAUUUAAAAUGGAACAGUCAUUGUUGAUAUUGCUAUGUUUUGUCUCAAUAAUUGGGGUAAUUAUAAAUUGACAUAUUUAACAAAUAAUAAUAAUUUAUAUACCUACAUAAUUAAAAUUGAAUUUUACUUGAUGUAAAUCAGCGAAUAAAUUAUUUUCUU